Arvicola amphibius (Eurasian water vole) is the source of this 2048-nucleotide messenger RNA. RefSeq names its product protein phosphatase 2 regulatory subunit B''beta (gene Ppp2r3b). The record is from RefSeq and is a predicted model, not a curated record. The transcript is spliced from 13 exons. Gene Ontology annotation, biological process: protein dephosphorylation. Gene Ontology annotation, molecular function: calcium ion binding; protein phosphatase regulator activity. Bases 169 to 1866 code for a protein of 565 amino acids. NCBI's taxonomy places the organism in Eukaryota, Metazoa, Chordata, Mammalia, Rodentia, Cricetidae. Gene Ontology annotation, cellular component: protein phosphatase type 2A complex.
UCCCGGUGCUGCUGUGAUGACGUAGUUCUCCCGCGCCGCGGACGCGCCCGUCCUGAAGCGACGCAGCAGGCUUGUCCGCGCUUCUGCUACCGCUGUCCCCGUCCGUCCGCUUUUCCGGUCCGCGUGUUCGUUGCCCUCUCGGUCCGUCCACGCGCACUUCCGCCCGUCAUGCCGCCGCUGCAGCCCGUCCUGAAGCGGAAGGUGGACGAGCUCUUCCUGCGCUGGCUCAGCGACCCCAACACCCAGCGCGCGCUGCACGAUGGCCUGCGCCGCAUCCGGGAAGCUCCGGGGAGCAAUGACGUCACCCGCGGGGGCCCAGGAACGCCCCCUGACGUCACCCGCUACAGACCGGAGCCACCUGAUGUCACCCGCGUGCUGCCCCUCGCCUGCUCCCGCCCUGUGCGUGCCUCCUGCAGGAGCCCGGGACACAGGAAGGUGCAGCCUCCCCAGGAGGACCCGCCCCCACCGGCCACCAGCCUCUGCAUCCCUGCUUUCUACUUCCCACAUGGGCGCCCGCCAGAGACACUAGACGUGGACGCUGCCCUUAACCCUAUCAAGCGAGUCUUCGCGGAGUUCCCGCAGGAGCGUGCCACCGUAGAGGACAUGGGUCGCGUGGCCAAGGCCUGUGGCUGCCCGCUCUACUGGAAGGGGCCACUGUUCUACAGCGCGGGCGGGGAGCGCACGGGCUCCGUGUCGGUGCACAAGUUUGUGGUCAUGUGGAGGAAGAUCCUCCUCACAUGCCACGACGAGGCCGCCAGGUUCGUGCAGCUGCUGAUGGCGCCGGGGAGCGAGGGGCUGGUGCAGGAGGAUUUUGUGCCACUGCUGCAGUUCCUCCCCCAACCAUCAGGUUCCCUCCGUGUUCCCCAGGACGUGGUGAACACGCACCCUGGCCUGUCUUUCCUGAAGGAGGCGCCUGAGUUCCAUUCCCGCUACAUCACCACGGUCAUCCAGAGGAUUUUCUACACUGUGAACAGGUCGUGGUCCGGUCGGAUCACGUGCACCGAGCUGCGGAGGAGCAGCUUCCUGCAGAACGUGGCACUGCUGGAGGUGGAGCCUGACAUCAACCAGCUGACUGAGUUCUUCUCCUAUGAGCAUUUCUACGUCAUCUACUGCAAGUUCUGGGAGCUGGACACGGACCAUGACCUGCAGGUGGAUGCGCGGGACCUGGGUCGCCACUCCGACCAUGCCAUCUCCUCCCGGAUGAUUGACAGGAUCUUCUCAGGUGCUGUGACGCGAGACCAAAAGGUGCAGAAGGACGGGAAGAUCAGCUACGCAGACUUUGUGUGGUUCUUGCUUUCCGAAGAGGACAAAAAGACUCCAACCAGCAUUGAAUACUGGUUCCGCUGCAUGGACUUGGACGGUGAUGGCGUGCUCUCCCUGUAUGAGCUCGAGUAUUUCUACAAGGAGCAGAUGCAGCGCCUGGACGCCCGGGCCAUCGAGCCGCUUCCUUUAGAGGACUGCGUGUGCCAGAUGCUGGACCUAGUGCAGCCACGGAUACCAGGGAAGAUCACGCUGCCUGACCUGAAGCGCUGCAAGCUCGCCCACGUGUUCUUCGACACAUUUUUCAAUGUGGACAAGUACCUGGACUACGAGCAGCGAGAGCAGGCGUCCCUGCUGCGGGAGAGCGAUCCCGAUGGACCUGAGCUCUCAGACUGGGAGAAGUAUGCUGCGGAGGAGUACGACUUCCUCGUGGCUGAGGAGGUGGCCGGGGACCUGUGGGAUGAUGGCCUCCCCUCUGAGCUCAGCCCUGUGGAGCAGAAACUGAACACCCUGUGGUCUCCGCUGGCCCAGAGGGCGAUCGUCCAGACACUCGCCCGGUCGGGGAAUGUAGACCUGUAUGCAUGUGUGGACAAGGACCACGUGUGACUGGGGAGACCACAUGACAUGGGAGACACCUGCUGCCCUGUCCGCAUGGUCUAGUGACACUGGAGGCUGAUGACUGCUACCCCACCCCACCUGCGUGGUCACUUGACAUGAUGGGACUGGCCCAGGUGGCCACAUGUGGGUCUUUGCGGACAGACUUGUUUUAUAAAAUGCUAUUUAUUUGA